AUGAAUCUCAUAUCACUUAGUAUUCUUCUCGGGGCCGCCGGUAUUGCCAGCGCUGCCAAAAUCUCCGACCACGAAACAAAUUAUCCCGCUAUUGCUGCCAAUGACCGCUUUCCCUUUGCCUCCCAAAUGGGUCCGUUCGUUUCAGGCGCCUCCGUAAACAAUAUGGGCGAGCUGUUCGCUGUAAAUCAAACCGCCUUCAUGUCGCUCCGCAACGGUGACGUCGACCCCGCCAAACCUCUCGUUCACGCUGCUAUCGAUGGCAGCGUUUCAUUCACCGAUUCGCGCUUCACUAGACACGGCAGUGCAUCACAACAACUCAUCACAGAUGCGGCCGGCCAUUCCGUAUGGUUGAACAUGGGGGCGAGUAAAUUCCAGAAGAGGCAGCCAAAUUGUCGAGGCCGCAAGAGAGGUCUGGAAACCCCACCGCCGCUAGUCAAGAGGGAUACGACACCGCUGUUUGUAGAGGCAGACAUGAUCCAACCAAACAGUAUUGCGCUGCAUAGUGAUGAGAGACAUAUCUAUCUUGCCGGUGGCCUGGGAACUAGUACGACGUCUGCUGGGGUCAGUGGUGAUCUCUGGUGGUAUGAUGCUCAAACAGAGAUUCUACAGAAGGUGGAUAUCAACGUUAUGAAGGCCGGGGGAAUUCACAGGGUCAACGCCAUAGAGGUAAGUAAUGAUGAUAAGUAUCUCUACGUUACAGCGGGCGAGACAGAAGGAAACUCCAUCACAGCUACAAAGAUCUUCCGUUUCGUAAUCAAUCCUGAUACGUUCGCGCCUGAAGAACCAACUCUGAUCUUGGAUAUCUAUGCUGCAUUGACGGAACUUGGGAUCGAUGGAAAGCACUAUGGAACCGAGGCGAUGGGCUUGCGGUCUGAUGUGGAUGGAAACAUUUUUGUCGCUCUCAACCGUGGCAAGGCGAUAUUGAAGUGGAAAGUUGAAGACCCCGCAGCAACAGCUGAGUUGAUGAACUUGGCCAGUGUGGCAUUUCCUGUUAGUUUGGAGCUCGGUGGAGAUGAAGGAAAGACAUUGUAUAUCCUAGGGAGGUGCAGUGGGGGUACGACGAGUUGCGUGGAUGUGUAUAAUCACGAUGUUCCUGGGAGGGCGUGGGCGAAUCUGAAUGGGAAGAACAAGAACGCCAAUACGAUUGUCAACGCAAAUGAGAUUACUCCUCCUUCACAACAUGAGCAGCCACAGCACGAGCAGGAGGGAGUUGUCGGCGACGAUGAACAGAGUAAUUUCGCUGCCAACACAGACGGGUCUUCUACCGCUACAGCUACAACUACAACUACAGCUCACAGCCCUCACAACACUCAUGCUGAUCAGUACAAUCACGAUAUUCUCGACCCGGUUGUCCAGGCGUUUGCGGAGAUCUACGAUGAGAUGUUUGGUUCUGGUUAA
Messenger RNA from Morchella sextelata, 1398 nucleotides. RefSeq lists its product as uncharacterized. The coding region runs from base 1 to 1398 and encodes 465 amino acids. The transcript is spliced from 2 exons. NCBI's taxonomy places the organism in Eukaryota, Fungi, Ascomycota, Pezizomycetes, Pezizales, Morchellaceae. The record is from RefSeq and is a predicted model, not a curated record.